Messenger RNA from Misgurnus anguillicaudatus (oriental weatherfish), 4625 nucleotides. RefSeq lists its product as uncharacterized. The record is from RefSeq and is a predicted model, not a curated record. Lineage: Eukaryota; Metazoa; Chordata; Actinopteri; Cypriniformes; Cobitidae.
AAUUUUGGGGGGAAAUCAUCUACAAGAAGUAAGAUGGUGAAUGUUUGGAUCAUCCUUGUAGCUGCAAGUUUUGCAGUUACAGUCUCUGCAGUUACCACAUAUCAGAAACGCAUAAGCCACGGUGAAUAUUUGACUCUGGAUCUUCCUGAACGGACAGCUAGGUUGGAGUUUGUUUCUGCCGAUGAGCAACAUCAAGAAACUAUCUGGCAAAGUGGAACUUUUUCCACCGGUAGAGCCUCGAGAGGUGUCGUAAACAAAGCCGGUAACGGCUAUACCUUUCAAAUCUAUCGUACUACGUUUGACGACCAGGGGACAUACACCCUUCGCAAUUCCUUUACUGGUAUUACUAACGCAAUCUCCAUCUAUGUAGUGAGAGUCGAAACCAAAAGAAGAUUCUCUGAAUGUGUCGCAGGUGAAACCCUCACCAUACCUUUCGAUGGAAUCAAGGUGGUUGAUGGCACUCUUAAAUUUAUCAGCAAUUAUACAGCUAUCACCCUGGUGGAUCGUGGAUCCCCUGUGGGUAAAGAAAACGCGGAGUAUGUCAGUCGGCUGAGAGUGUCCAGUGAUUAUAUUCAGGUGCUUAAUGUCAAUGUGUCAGAUCAGGGCAGAUACGAACUCAGAGAUCAAAAAGGUCGACUUGUGGCAAACACUACAAUGCUAUUAGUGGAUAGACAUAAUUUUACCCCAAAUAAAGGUCUUUUAGCUCUGCUUCUUCUCGGGAUUCCUGGCGGCAUCUGCUUCUGCUGCAGGAAGAGAAUCUGCAAAUGUUGUAAGGAGGAUAAAUCAGAGACGGCGAGUCCCCCGGCUGAGUCUAUACCAAUCUGCCAUCCAGUGACUGAUCCAGCACAGGGUGGCGUGGCUGGUAAUCCCACUAAUCCAGGCCAAGGUCCGAAUUAUUAUCCUCCUCCAAACCAAGGUCCGAAUCAAUAUCCUCCUCCAAACCAGGGUCCGAAUCAAUAUCCUCCUCCAAACCAAGGUCAGAAUCAGUAUCCUGGUCAGCCACAAUGGAACGGACAGCCUGCUGUUCCUCCUAACCCUGGCUUCAAUGCUGAGUAUCCACCACAGAACCCUCUUUAUCCUCCUGUACCUGGAGUUAACCCAGCUCAGCCGCCCCAGUGGAGUGGUCCUCCCAACCAGUACAACGCACCCGCACCUAUGAAUUACAGUGCUCCACCUGGGCCUGAACCCCCAAUGUACCAAAUGGGUGCCACGUCCCCAAUGCUAAACUCUCAACCUGAGUCUGCUGGACUCAGAGCUAACAUGGAUAUCCUGAACUCCUCUGGCUCCACUGAUGUCCAGUUCAGCAUUGACAAAACAAAGUCUCCUACCAACAAUUUCCUGUAGUUCCCUUGACUACUUGCAUUGUCCGUGUAAAAGCCUGACGUGAAAAGGAAACAAAUCUUCCAGCUGUGGACAAGAUUCAUGCAAAACCCAAGCCUUUAAUCAAUUUAGACUACUGUUUUAUUUAACAUUAGUGCAGAUGCACCGAUAUAAUCGGUAAUGGUCGAUGAGCAAAUUUUUUUACACUAUCAGCAGAUAUUUAAAAACAGCUGAUAGUCAUGGCCGAAAUAUCCUGUUAAAGGUGCAGUGUGUAAAUUUUAGUGGCAUUCAGUGGUGAGGUAGCGCAUUGCAACCAAUCGCCCCUCGCUUUUGAAACGCAUAGAGAAGCUACGGUAGCCGCCACCGGAAAAACAUGUAAUUGACGGAGACAACUUAGUAAAAAAAGUUUGUCCGUUAAGGGCUUCUGUAGAAACAUGGCGGCACAAAAUGGCGACUUCCACGUACAAAUGUAGAUAAAAACGUCUCAUUCUAAGGUAAUAAAAACAUAACGGUUCAUUAUAAAAACUCUUUAUACACCCCUGAUAAUAGAGUUUUGUAUAUUAUUUUGCAUUUCUGUCAAGAGGUCCUUCUAAAAAUUACACACUGCAGCUUUAAUCAAAAGAGAACAAGAAAAUGAAAUGAAAAUGUAAAAAAAAUCACUAGUCUAGUUUAAUGUUCAAUAUUAUAUUAUUCAAUAUUAUAUGAAUGAAUAACGUUAAGAAAAUGUAAUCUUUAGUAUUUAGUUAGAAUGCAAGUUCAUAUAACCACCAAUCAUUCGGUAUCAACAGAUAUUAGUCUGAAUAAUCAGUGGAAAUUUUUUAUAUCGGUGCAUCUUUAAACAUUAGUUAUGCAGAUUACUAAAAAUAGGUCAGUAUUGGUUAUCACUGUAAAGAGCAAUGUUAAGCGAUUGUGUCAUAGCUAAAAAAUACUACCUCGGCAAUAAUGAAAAAGGUCUUUGCCAUAGGGAUUCAUCAACACUGUGACUACAGGGCUCAUUAUACUUCUGCGUAGGGCUUACCCGUAGCCGCGGCGUCAUACGCGUUGGUUUUCAUUCAUACUUCUGCGUCAUCGUUCGUGUCAACGUAGGCAGUAUCCACGCGUGUAACCCACAAUAGCAGAACAACAGCCGAAGAAGUAACUUCCCCAGUAAACCCAAAAAUGAAGACGCUUGUGUAUGUUAUUUGAGAAGACCAGCAGUUCAUGAGGAAAAUAAUAUUGUUGCGGUCACAUCUCAACUUGGCCCAUCUUUGGUUUUACUGUCGUAAGCGAAAUUCCGGUUGAGGAAAUGCGAUGCAGAUCUUUUUGACCUGAUGUGGUCCGGCCAGCAUUGAUGUGCCGUUACAUUUAGGGAGAGGUGCACGUCAGGCUACGCCGAGGCUACUGUGUAGGGUUCGGGUCUCUGCAUAGGCUACAAUCGACGCAGAAGUAUAAAGCCCGAUUUAGACCUGCAAAAUGUUUUUGCUGUAGGCAAGAUACCAAUUUAGAGGACCGAUAGCUUUUCUAUCUAAAGAAUUAAUGGGCCUUAAAUGAUGACUAACGGUGCAUUCACACAGGGCGUAAGCGUGAAUGCUUCACAUUCACUUUUAAUGGGUGACGUUAUGCGUUGCCAAACUUAAUUGUGGAUCCGUCGGCGCCGCGUCAGUGCCAUUGUUCGCCGCAGAAGUCUUCCGUUAAGCGUUAACGCUUACGCCCCGUGUGAAUGUACCGUUAGGGCUCUUUAUAACAAUCACAUACUCUUUCUCAGGAUUUUUCUAGUUUAAAAGCAAGAUGUUUGUUUACUUAACACUUUUGCAUAAACCAAGGGUGCCCAAGCUUUUGGGUUUUGGAGGGUUGGUGUCCUGCAGAGUUUAUCUCAAUUCUUAACUAUUCUUAACAACGGAAGUAUAGCAAGAAUCAGCAGUGAAGCAACACAGACAGAAAAAGUUAUUUUAAAAAGUUGACUUAUCAACUUUUUCAACACAGCUAUCAGAUACGUGUACUAUAGUCGAUAGAAGACGUUAGCAGAUGGCCAAAUAUAAAGUUGCCAGAUAUAUAUAUAAGUAUCUUAGUAUAUUAUAUUAGUGCAACCAAACGCAACUACCAGACAUUUUCAUGCUGAGAAACCAACUUUCUGAUUUGCUUACAUGUUAGAACCACUGGGGAACAACACCACAUCCGUUGCCAAAAUGCAUUCGCAGGCUAUUUAAAUCACGUAAGGGUGUAAAAGGGUAUAAGCAUGCUAAAAAACUGUGUGCUGAGGCAAAUUGAUGCUAAACUUUGCAGGACACCUGCCGUCCGGGACCAAGUUUGGGCACCCCUGGCAUAGACAGACUGUUUCCUUUCUCAAACGUUUUAGAUUCUGCUACCACCAUGCAACAGCUUUCAAAGAUGUCAAAUGUCAUUCUUAUCCUACCUCUCUCUGUUACUAUCUGCUUUUGCGGUCAUAAUAGUUAAGAAAUGACAUGGUUGCGUGAGAGUUGCCUACCAUGUGGUUAAAGGUGGGAGCCAGCUUCGUGCCGCCGUUCAGGAAGUCUGACAAAAUCUGUAGCUUAUAUACAGUUUAUACAUAACCGAGGUUACAGUUACUGCAUGUAAUGUUAUAUAUUAGAUGUUUAAGAAAAACGAAAAUAAAAACGUUAUGCCAUUAUAGUUGAAUUUGCUUGAGGCACUUUUACAGUGCUGCUGUACCUUCUAUUGUAGUGAAAACAGCAUAACCUUUAUACUUGAAUCCAAAUGUUAAAUAAUCUGUUAACAAGUAAUAACAUGUUUGUACAUAGUUUGUGUAUAACCUGCAUAUUGAUGCCUUACUAACACCAAAUAUUAACUGGCCUACCCUUGAGCUUAUGUAACCUAUUAGCUGUAACACUGCCCAAACAGCCAACGCUUACAUUUUUUAUAUCGUUCAUGUAUAUAUUAAAUGUUUAGGUUUUUUUUAUUUUUCCGGUGGUGGCUAGUGGGAGGUGCUGUUAUUAUUUUCCUUCUGAUAUGUUCGACUAUGGCAGUGGUUCUCAAUCUGGAGAGCGGGAGCAAUUUUACAAAAUACAUGAAUUUAUUAUAAAUUCUGUCUCAUUAAACGUCAGACAAAUAAAGCUAGCAGUACAUUGUAUCAUUCAAUGUUUUGUUUAAUUCAAGAUCUAAAUUUAAGAUUGUUUUGUCAUAAAUUUUCCUUUGGGGGAACGCCAAAAGAUUCACCCUACACAGAGGGGGCGCACACCAAAAAGUUUGAGAACUACUGGCUUAUGGAAUGUACUAACCAUUCGCAGUUCAUUUUGGUACACUUAAGACUGUAAUAGGAAGAAUGACAAUAAAAAAGUAUGUUAGACUGA